CUCCCACAAUCCUUUGCGGUGGUUGAAAAUAACUAACACGGCCAUGUCGUGUCGUAGAAAUCAAUUUGGAAACGGACGAGAGAAACUCAUUUCUUCACUUACUCUCUCCGGCUAAAUUGCCUCGGAAUCGCCGUCCUGCGUGUUGUAAUCUCGACGCCUCUAUUGAGAGAGAAGCAUUUCCGAGCCAAACGCGUGCGCGAGUGAUUACAAGGGUGUCAAAAUGAGCGGAGGAGGGACGCCGUAUAUCGGUAGCAAAAUUAGCCUCAUCUCCAAGGCCGAGAUUCGCUACGAAGGAAUUUUGUACACCAUAGACACCGAGAACUCCACCGUAGCUCUCGCCAAAGUUCGCUCGUUCGGGACUGAAGACAGGCCCACUGAAAGGCCCAUCCCACCCCGGGAUGAGGUCUUUGAGUACAUCAUCUUCAGGGGCAGUGACAUUAAGGACUUGACUGUAUGCGAGCCUCCUAAGGCGACCAGCAGCCUGCCUCAAGACCCAGCCAUCGUUCAGUCGUCCCUCGGAUCGGGCGGUGCGGCGGGCCCGUCGGCGCCAUUCCAGUCUGCUGGUGCGUACGCUCCCUUCAGCAGGGCCCCGGUGCAAAGCUAUGGACAGUUUGGCGGUGCUCCGCAGUUUGGCGCACCUGGGGGGCGCAUCAGUCCUGAGUUGGACCCUCUCGCAAAGAGCUCCGCCCUGAAUCAGGCCACGCAGGCACCCUCCUCGGCCGCCCCUGCGUCGUCGCUCGGACAUAGAAGUCAGGUGGCAGGCUCGGCACCUCGACCUAUCGGGACCUCCGUUGGCAACCUGAAGCCCCCCGACCUCCUGGAGAGGAAGGCUCCCGAAGUGGCCAAAGUGGCAACUCAAGGGGAUCAUGAGCAUACUGCCGUUGAAAACCGCGACCCGAACAGGCGUCAAGGAGGUCAGUGCUACCUGUCGGCGAGCGCCCAGCCGGUGCGUCGCGGGCGCGGCAGGGGCAGCCGCAGCAGGGGCAAAGUGAACGUGCGCCGGGAUGGGAUGAUGAAGUUUGAGGAGGACUUUGACUUUGAGACGGCCAACGCUCAGUUCCACAAGGACGACAUCGACAAAGAACUGCAGACCAAGCUCAAGCUUAAAGACGACAAGGUAGAAAAGACGCCAAACGGCGAAGAAGCCGACCCGGAACAUCCAAGUACGGAGGCGCCAGUCGAGGAAGAGGAGGCGGCGAUACCUCCCUGUUACUACGACAAGACCAAGUCCUUCUUUGACAACCUGUCCUGCAACGACUCCAAUAAAUCGCAUGAUGGAGGAUUCUCAAGAGAGCGGAGGUCGACCUGGGCGGAGGAGCGGCGGAUGAACGCCGAGACAUUCGGCAUCCCGCUGAGGCACCACCGCGGCCGAGGAGGGUACCGCGGCGGAAGAGGCUACAUGGCGCCCCGCGGGGGGCGGGGCCGGCCAGCCGGCCGAGGCUCCUUUGGCCCUCCUCGGGGGGCGCCGCCCGGAUUCCGAGGCGGCUACCGUGGCGGAAGAGGAGGCCGCGAGUUCUCCGACUUUGAAUAUGCGAAGGACAACAAGGUGGCGGCGUAAUCCUGCCCACUUGGAUGACGACCAAUCGUAGCUCUUUGAAAACAUGUUCUUGGGUCCCAACAUUUGCCAGGAAGGGAGAAGACACGGCGGCGUGCCAGCUUCAUUUUUUUUCUUCUUCCAUUUUGAGUUACGAGCGGUGUAAAAUAAGUGGAGUCGGUCGGUACGCCGACCGGCCUUAGAUAGCUUUAUUUUUUCCUCUUUCGUUUCAAUUCCAUUUUGAACAUUACAUCCUGUUGAGACAGCCUGAAGGAAACCAAAUUUUGAGCGCAUUUGCUUGGCCAAAUGCGUGCUGAGCAGUCCACUAUUAACUUUUUUUUUUUCCCCCCUCCUCCUCCUUUCAAGAGCGCUUUGAAUAUAGUUAGCCAAAAAGUUUGCAUUCUGCUCCUCGGUAAGCCACUUUCACUCAGAAAAAGUUCAAUAUUUUUUGUGAAGCUUUUUGUUUCGUUUUUUUCUCAAACAAAAAGGGACAGCAACUGGAUAUGUGACGUGAAUGAUUAGUAUUUUCGUUUUUUCGGCUCCACUUUGUAUUAGGGAGUGCCUUCAAUGUGGGGUGGGUGGGUGUUUUGGGGAUUUUUCUACAGCUCUCCCUUUAAUGUUGAUGCUUUCUAGCAAGUGUAUUGAUAAAACAGCACGAGCAGGUGAUGUUGCAAACAAUGUAACUUAGAAGAAUGGACAUUGAAUAAUACAUGAAGAGCAAAUAAACCAUUAUGUUUAAGUUAAUGUUGCACAUUUGAGCCCGACACUGCAUGAUGACCGACCGCUCCGUCUAUUUUGAAACCAGCCCAAGACGGGGGACAUCCAUUGAGAACCAUCUGCAACUGUUUAGUUUCGUAAGUUUGUUACUUCCUCUGAGCUUCUGGAACAUUUUGAAAAACCAAGGAAUUGUUUUUUUUUGUCCUUGAAAGCAUCAGUAAAAAUUGAAUUUUUACAAUUAAAAAAAUAAAGGAUUCAAAAGUGUA
Molecule: messenger RNA, 2517 nt
Organism: Syngnathus typhle (broad-nosed pipefish)
Lineage: Eukaryota; Metazoa; Chordata; Actinopteri; Syngnathiformes; Syngnathidae
Gene: lsm14ab
Product: LSM14A mRNA processing body assembly factor b
Exons: 10
Coding region: 221-1558 (445 amino acids)
Biological process (GO): P-body assembly; cytoplasmic stress granule assembly
Cellular component (GO): P-body
Molecular function (GO): mRNA binding
Source: RefSeq, a predicted model, not a curated record